Molecule: messenger RNA, 422 nt
Organism: Aspergillus pseudotamarii
Lineage: Eukaryota; Fungi; Ascomycota; Eurotiomycetes; Eurotiales; Aspergillaceae
Exons: 1
Coding region: 59-301 (80 amino acids)
Source: RefSeq, a predicted model, not a curated record
UUGGAAACAGGCUUGGGAGCUUACAUGUCCGUGCCGUGUUCUCUGCAAAGACAUCGGCAUGAAAUCGGUUUGCGACUUCAAGUUUACCAUCCCGCCCUACGCUCCCGUGCUGUCGACAGCUUAUGAAAAGAUGAGCCGAAAUAACUAUCUCUUGACCGUUGUUCUCCUUUGUCAAGUCCAUACGCAACCCGGUCAUAUAUUUCGCUGGGAUGUUCAGGAAAUGGUCUAUAGACAGUAUACCUUCAGAAAACCUUGCGGGUCUCUCGGGUUGACUUCGCAAAUAACUGCGACAUCUACUUAGACGAAAUCAUGGUUGCAGUGUACUUCGUGCAUGAGUUGAGCCAAGGUGUUAACUGAUAUACCUUCUUAGUAGUGCAGGGUGCAGAACAGGUUAUUCUUAAAUUGCUUGGACUGACUGAUCC